AUGAUGAUGAUGAUGAUCGACAUGAUGGAUGAUGAUGAUGAUGAUGAUGAUGAUGAUGAUGAUGAUGAUGAUGAUGAUGAUGUUGAUGUUCAUGCUGAUGAUGAUGAUUCGGAUAACGAUGAUGAUGCUGAUGAGGAUUCGGAUGAUUAUGAUGCUGAUGAUCAUUAUGUUGAUGACGAAGAUGAUGAUCAUGAAGAUGGUGAUGAUGAUUCUGAUGAUGAUGAUGAUGAUGAUGAUGAUGAUGAUGAUGAUGAUAAUGUAGGUGAUGAU
This is a messenger RNA of Echinostoma caproni, 270 nucleotides long. The record is from the annotation of a GenBank genome assembly. Lineage: Eukaryota; Metazoa; Platyhelminthes; Trematoda; Plagiorchiida; Echinostomatidae.